AUGAUUAUUUUUACUCUAUUCACUAUUAUAUAAUCAUAAAUAGCACAAUUAUCAUUAAAUGGAGAUGGUAUUAAACAAUAACUGCUUCUAAUGAUAGAUGAAAAUUAAUUGGAUUGCUAAACUAUACAAUUGCUAAUCUCCAGGGGAUUUGGAUAGCAGAUUCUCAAUUUGAUAACAGAAGAAUAAAUCAUACUUGAAUCCCAUUUGUAAUGUGCAAAACAAUCCAUUUAAAAUGAUUUAUUGCAAUUUGAAUAACUAAAAAAGAGAUUUAAUAAUCAUGAAAAUCAUGUCCUUAUUAAACCAAUAAUCCUAUGGGCAUAAUCAACAGCAAACAUUUUGAUCAAAGUUAAAUUUGCACAUAGGAUUGAUGCUCCUGCUUACAUUAGCGUUAAGAAUCAUCAAAUAAAAUAUCUCAAUGAAAAAUUAUCAAUAUCCGCUGAGUCAGAUUAGAAUAAUAUUUUAACUAAAUUCUAUUUAGAAAUUCCUCUCCUGAAUCCAAUCCGAUAAGCCAUAGAAUGGUAGGUGGAAAGUGUAGGUACUAUGGUUUUGAACAUAACUAAAGUUGAACCCAAAUCGUGGUUGCAUCUGAGUAAAAAUAAAAAUGAUAAAUUCUAAAUUUGGUGGGACCUCAAAGAACAAGUAUUAUUCUGAUUUUAAUAUUAGAUCGGAUAGGAUAUGGAGGACUUUUCUAACUUACUUGACAAUUAAGAAGAGUACCUCAAAAAUAAGAAAAAGCAACAAAAAAAAAUAGAAUCCUAAUACCAGCAGCAAUAAUAGGCAUCCUUCAAUAAGAAAAACCUAUUUGUUUCAUUCUUUUUAAGAUUAAAAUAGUGGUUUAGUAGAUGGUUUUGA
Molecule: messenger RNA, 852 nt
Organism: Paramecium octaurelia
Lineage: Eukaryota; Ciliophora; Oligohymenophorea; Peniculida; Parameciidae
Source: the annotation of a GenBank genome assembly